AUGCAGCAUGGAACCAGGGCGAUGCUGGUAUUCCAGGUCGCGUGCAGCAUCUCUCCCUUCUCUCCCUUCGUCCUGGCGCUCGGCUGGGCACCAUAUAUUAUUGCCACGGAGGCACCUGGCGAUUAUGGCAAAUCCCUCCCCGCGCUGCAAGUUCUGCAAAACUAUACGCACCCUCCCCGCGCGUCACGCGUCUCGUCCAACCUCGUCCAGGCUCCUGCGUCGACGCAGUAUCGAGCCAUGAAGCAGUCGAUCCUCCUCGCCUUCGCCGGCGGCGCGUCCCAGGCUGCCAUCCCAACCGACUGCCCGGCAUACGACACCUAUGCCGCCCAGCGCCAUGCGCCCUACUCAACCGGUAGGUUUCAGUUUCCGUCCCAGCGUCCGGAGCCGCGCUGCCGAACCUACGCCGUCCCGGAGGUCGAGGAGACCAUUGAAAGGGCCAAGAGGCAGAUCGAGGACCCGGACUUGUACAGGCUCUUCCUGAAUUCGUGGCCCAACACGGUCGACACCACCAUCCUCUGGAGAGGCGUCUCGGACGACAACCCGGAUGAGGAGGCAAGUUGGCAACGGGAACGUGGAGAGACUCGACUCGACUGA
Drechmeria coniospora is the source of this 594-nucleotide messenger RNA. RefSeq lists its product as uncharacterized. Lineage: Eukaryota; Fungi; Ascomycota; Sordariomycetes; Hypocreales; Ophiocordycipitaceae. The record is from RefSeq and is a predicted model, not a curated record. Bases 1 to 594 code for a protein of 197 amino acids. Gene Ontology annotation, biological process: carbohydrate metabolic process. The transcript has 3 exons.